GCGGCUGUUUAUCAAACCAACACCUUGAACAGACGAAGGCCAUUUUUAAACCAGGAAGUUUGAACAGAGUUAGUUGAAAUUCUCUGCAGAUAACAGUACUAGCUUGAAUUUAAUUUCGAAAGAUACGUUUUAGGACUAUUUGUUUCUUAAUCUAAGCUCUGAACGGUUUUAAAGAUGCCAGCUAGGCCGAAAAUCUCUGGAUCGCGGGCAGAACAACAACCCAAAUACGUCGAAAUACCACCGUUAAGUCCACUGUCGGACCAAGACGUUCGUCCGCAGUUUGAGAAAAUGGUGUCCUGCGAUUUUUCCGUGGAAGAGUCAUUUACAACAAAUGAUACUUGUGAGCAGGAUAUUAUCAAGAUUUGUGGUUUUGCAAAGAAGCCAGUCAGAGAAAUAUAUCCUCCCUUUUCUCCAAGUUCUUGGUUCGACUCGAAAGAUGAAGAAGCCGUUGCAGCGUACAUGAAGAUUCGCUUGGAUAGUAAGUUUACAUGUUUUCAGGAUGAUCCAAGUUCCUUGAGUGAAGAAAAGCAAGCGGCGUUCAAAAAACUUGAUUUUGAGAGUGCUAUUUGGAAGGUUGGUGCAGUGGAAAGCGAAAAAUCUCGAUCACCAACCGAACACGACGACAGAGACGAACCGAAGUCCAUUGAAGAUGUUGACUYAAACGAAGAAGUGGCUCCCUUGCUUGAAGACACACCACAGACAUGCACUAAAAACCUGGAAGCUGAAGUGCUAUGUAAAGACAAAGAAUUGACAUUAGUUGCUGGGACAAUCAAAUCUAAAAAUCCUUUCCCAGUUAAAAGGAAAUCCACAUCAAAAAAGAGGUCCAAAAGCUCUUUAAAAAGACAGAGCAUAGGAAAAAAGAAGCGAAACAAGUGGGUUAUUCUAUGUGAUGAGGAACCGCUGAAACCUGUCCGACAAAAGAAACUAUCCCUGUCCAAAAAGACUUGCAGUUCUAAGGCACAUAAGAAACACUACAGUACCUCACAAUGUAAAGACUCCGGUGUUAGUAGUGGAAGCAGCUGUGACAGUGGAAGUGCUAGUGGUGGAGACAGUGGAUCUCAUGAUGGAAAAAAUGGUAGAGAAGGAAGAGGAGGUGGAGGUAGUGGUGGUGGAGGUAGAUUUCAAAGGAAUGGAGGGAUGGGUGGGGCAGGAAGAGAUGAUGACAGUGAUGAGAAGAGGCCAUUAAGUUCAGGGGAUACUGAAAUGAAGGACGAAGAUGAAACAGAAGAUGACUUAAAGGAAAGCUCUAAUAUGGACUGUGAAGAUGAUUCACUAGAGAAGCAUAGUGUAGAAUGGCAGAGUCUGCAUUUCAAGACGCAGGAUCUGCAACACAGUUGUUAUUGUUCCAAGAAUGAGGACUGUGAUAGACAUUUAUGUGUCCAGAUGAAAAAGGAGCUAAAACACUACAAAGAAAACUUUAGCGAACAGUGUGAACGUUGUCAAAAGAUCAUUAACUUGCUAAAAAUGCAUGCUUCAACAUGCCAACGGCCUGGAUGCAGAGUUCCAUGCUGUCUUGAACAGAGGGCCAAGAAAGCAGCACUGCCUCCACAGGUUCCCAAAGAUCAGUAUCAUAAUGUUCAGAAGCCAUCUCCCUUACCAYCAAGUAUGGAUGGCCAAGUCAUAUAUUCAAAUUCACCACACUUUGGCACACUGUUUCAAGAAUACAUUAAUUUCCACAAAGGACAGUUACUGGGAAAAGGUGCCAAUGGUAAUGUUUAUGAAGUCCAUUUCCCACCAGGACACAUACUCAAGGAAACAUCAAUGGUUGUAAAAGAAACAAACUAUGUUGUCAACAAAGAGGAAAUAGAUGUGUAUAAAAGUAUGGGAAACCACGAAAACAUUGUUCAGCAUCACUGUGUAACAUUCAAAGGAGAUAAAUACCAAAUGGCUGUCUUUAUGGAGAAAUGUGAUAAAUCUCUAAGAGACAUUUGUGAUGUACGUACCAUGGAUACCAAUGAAGCCAUGUUUUACUGGACCCAGGUUCUUGCAGCAGUGGGUCACUUGCAUGAUAAGGGCAUCAUUCAUAAAGAUAUCAAAGCCAAAAACAUCAUGUUGUCAGAAAUACCUGGAAAGGGAGAACAUUGCCGUGCAAAGCUAGCAGAUUAUGAUUCUGCUAAAAAGUUGGAAUCAGAGUUUACCCAAAGUGACCUAAAACCUAUGGGUACUCGUGGCUUUGCUGCACCAGAGGUCAUAAAUUCAAAACCUCAUGGUCGUCCAGCAGAUGUUUACAGUAUGGGAUGUCUGUUGCUGGAACUGCAUGGUAUAACCCCAAAGGAGAAUUCACUUGCACAACAGGUUGRACAGCUUUAUAACAAAGACCCAAACCAAGCACAGCUAGUGGCCCACUGUGUACAACAUGAUUACUACAAUAGGCCAACUGUAAAGCAGCUGAUGAACCUGUCCUAUGUCCAAGAAUUCCAAAGAAUUCCAGACCAGCUGUAAAUACUACAUGCUACUUUAGAUGGACAUGCAGUUCUCCUUAUUUUUUUGCUGGAUCCAAGUCAACGGAUAUUGAUAACAAUAAUAAUGGUUUUCAAGGGUUUUAGGGACAUUAUAUGUAGUCUCUAUGCACUUAUUAGAUGGAAGAAACUUGAAGCAAACACUUGGCUUACUUAAGUUAGGAGCAUCAAUAGAAAGUUUUCUCAAGUUUGCAUGGACAUUCAACUUGACGGGCCACAAAACUGAAAAACGCAACCGAAUUCUUA
Actinia tenebrosa (Australian red waratah sea anemone) is the source of this 2705-nucleotide messenger RNA. RefSeq lists its product as uncharacterized. Gene Ontology annotation, molecular function: protein serine/threonine kinase activity; ATP binding. Lineage: Eukaryota; Metazoa; Cnidaria; Anthozoa; Actiniaria; Actiniidae. Gene Ontology annotation, cellular component: cytoplasm. The record is from RefSeq and is a predicted model, not a curated record. Gene Ontology annotation, biological process: protein phosphorylation.